AUUCGUACAUUGUACGUGCGUAUAGCAAUAACACAUAAGUACUGACACUACUAAAUCGUAACGACAGCUCUUCAGAAAUCGUUGUCUAAAGUGAGAUCUGUUCUGUACAAAGUUUUAAGAGAUUAACCAUGAGGCUUAAUUCGAUAUUUCCCAAUUUUGAAAUUGACUCCACUAAGGGGAAAAUUAAUUUUUACGAUUGGCAAGGAGAUUCAUGGGUCGUUCUAUUUUCUCAUCCUGCUGACUUUACACCGGUUUGCACCACCGAAUUGGGUCGUUUAGCAGUGCAUCAACCCAGUUUUGAACGCCGAAAUACAAAACUGUUGGCUCAUUCCGUUGACAAACUACAGGAUCAUAUGGACUGGGUUAAUGAUAUUAAAUCAUAUUGCCACGAUAUUCCUGGAGAUUUCCCAUACCCAAUUCUUGCCGAUCAUGAUCGUAAACUGGCAGUGAAGUUGGAUAUGCUCGACGAAGACAGCAAAGAUGAUCCGGAAAAAGCUCUAACUGUUCGUGCUUUGUACAUUAUAAGCCCCGAUCAUCGUUUACGUUUAUCGAUGCAUUAUCCAAUGUCCACUGGACGCAACGUAGAUGAAAUACUGAGAGUUAUAGAUUCCUUACAACUUGUCCACAAGAGACCAGAAAUAGCAACCCCUGCUAACUGGGUGCCUGGUGAAAAAGUUGUGAUACUUCCAACUGUAAAAGAUGAAGAACUCGUUGAACUCUUCCCCAAAGGAGUGGACAAAGUAUCAAUGCCUUCUGGAAAGGUUUACGUUCGCACAACCACAGAUUAUUGAAUGUCUUCAAUAAUUCAUUAAUGAAUGAUUUCGUAUUAAAUAAUGUAUUAUCUUUUGUACAUUUCUCACUUAUGUAAUGCUAUGUUAAAAUUGAAAGUUCGUUGAACAUAUCGAAUAAAGAUAUAAUUUUUUUAA
Molecule: messenger RNA, 926 nt
Organism: Bombus pyrosoma
Lineage: Eukaryota; Metazoa; Arthropoda; Insecta; Hymenoptera; Apidae
Product: peroxiredoxin-6-like
Exons: 5
Coding region: 129-791 (220 amino acids)
Biological process (GO): cellular oxidant detoxification; cell redox homeostasis
Cellular component (GO): cytosol; mitochondrion
Molecular function (GO): peroxiredoxin activity
Source: RefSeq, a predicted model, not a curated record